UUUUAAUCCCGUAAGAUGUAAACAAUACUUUGUGUGAGAGCCCAAACAAGAAAAAAAGAGUGGAGGGUUUGGGAGCAACCACUCCAGCAAUCAGAAAGUUCGAGAGGCCAGAGGACAGUUGGAGGGAUGGGAAAGAGGAAGAGAGAGAAAGGAAAGAUGUCCGCAGAAACCUCCAACUUGCAGCACCGGACAACCCCUUCUGAAUGCUUUAACCUAUAAAACAAACACCCUUUUCUCUCAUUCCUUCCCCUUUUCCCUUUGUUUUUCUAUCUCUAUUCACCUCCUCCUCCCUUUUGUUAAUUGUUCUUUUUUCUUUCUUUUUUUGGUUGAUGGGCAUCACAUUCUUGAGUUCCUCCCUGUCAAUGGGUUUUUCUGGUCUUUUCUUUUGAUGGGUUGGUGUGAUUAGGCCUUGUGGAGAAGAAAGGAGUCUCUUUUUCUUUAUUUGAUUGGCAUUGGUAUGGGCUUGGUAGGGAAGUGAAGGAAGAAAGAAGAGGAAGAAGAAGGGGAGGAAUUAACAACAAAUAAAAACAAAGGAAAAGAGUCUUAUGCGGAGUCGGCGCUGUGUCGCUGUCUGUCAGCAUUGUCGGCAUUUGAAUUAUGAUUGGGAACAGGGGAUUCAAAUAAGUUAUUCCGGCAUUUAAGUACGGAGUGUGAUGCCUAAACCUCAACUGGUCAGUCGGCCAUAGCAAGCACCACCCACCGAAGGAAACGAUCGAAGAGCUGGGAUUCGGCGACAACUACUUGGGGCCAAUCCUCAGCUGGACUUGGUGAAGUGGGCAUAUAGAGUGCUGUUCUGGGAGCAGGCAUAUCUUCAUGCCAAUAUGGGCAAAAGAUUUGGUUUUGGUGCAUUAGCAAUAUGUGAUUUAAUCAGGAUGAUGAGCGAAUGAAGCAAUGCAAUCACGAGCUGCAGACUUUUAGUUUUAGAAGGUUUCAGGUUCAAUGUCUAGAGAGGCAGACUUCCCUGCCACUGUUCCACUGUACUGAGGUGGAUCCCAUACUAAAUGUCAGGGCAUCUUGCAGCAGCUCUUGGAGGUGCUGCAGGAGCCGUGGCAUUGGUUGGGAUAGUGGUUAUUUUUGUAUGGUACUGCCUAUUGCGUAACAGGGGUGUCUCGAGAACUUCAGAGACGAAUUCAUCAGAACCAUCUCUACAAGGACAAAGUAUUGAAUUGCCUUUCCGUGGAGGUGUCUCUUACCCACCAGACUUUCAAGGAGCAAGAUGUUUUAAACUGGAGGAAUUAAGUGUGGCUACAAAGAAUUUCAGCAAUAUCAAUCUUAUCGGUUAUGGAAUGUUUGGAGAAGUCUACAAGGGUUUGCUUCAUGAUGGGAUGGUUGCUAUUAAGAGAAGGCCAUCUGCUCCAAGUCAGGAAUUUAUUGAAGAGGUACAUUUCCUAUCAUCUAUUCGGCAUAGGAAUCUUGUGAGUCUUUUGGGUUACUGCCAGGAAAAUAACAUGCAAAUGCUCAUCUAUGAGUAUAUACCAAAUGGCAGUGUUUCCACUCACUUAUAUGGUUCUGGUCAGGUGGCAAGCGCCAGGCUAGAAUUCAAGCACAGGCUCUCGAUAGCCCAUGGGGCAGCUAAAGGUCUGGGUGUUCUGCAUUCUCUGAAUCCUCCUCUGGUACAUACGAACUUCAAAACAGCAAAUGUGCUUGUAGAUGAGGAUUUCAUACCAAAAGUUGCAGAUGCUGGGCUUCGAAGCUUGCUUGAUCGAAUUGAUGAAGCUGGUCCAUCUUCCCGAAUGACAACAGAUGAUCCUUUCCUUGAUCCUGAGGUCAAGGAAUCUGGAAGAUUUUCUGUAAGGAGUGAUGUAUAUAGUUUCGGAGUGUUUCUUCUGGAGUUAGUAAGCGGGCGGGAAGCUAGAUCUGACCAAAGUAUCAUCGAAUUGGCACAAAAAUAUCAGGAGCCAAGUAAUAUUUCUACCCUUGUCGAUCAGAGAAUGGGCAGCAGUUUUACCUCUGAAGGAAUGAGGGAGUUCCUGCGGCUAAUAGCUUGGUGUGUGAACCCAUCUAGCCAGAGACGUCCACCCAUGAAUUAUGUGGAGUUGGAACUCGACCGGAUACAUGAGAAAGAAAUGAGCCUGACCACCAUAAUGCCUGAAGGCAGUACAACUGUGACUCUUGGAAGCCAGCUGUUUACUACAACAUAAUUGAGAAUAUUACCUAUUCUGUCUAAACUGUAUAUCAGCUCUAUGAGCAUGGUUUUGAAAUUGUAGAGUGGAUUAUCAGCCUGCAAGUUAAGUGUAUAGAAAGAACAGCUGUAUAAUUCCUUUAUUUUUUUUCACCAUAAAUAUUUGGAGAGUCAUGUUGUACAAAAAUUCUUUUUGUUGUUAUAUCUCAUUUGUAUGAUUGUUGCUGUUGUUGGUUUGAAGUUCAUGUAUGUUUGUUACCUGGAAAUGGUCUAAGUCUAAUGAAAAUUUUGGACACUUUUAAUA
Messenger RNA from Phoenix dactylifera (date palm), 2426 nucleotides. NCBI's taxonomy places the organism in Eukaryota, Viridiplantae, Streptophyta, Magnoliopsida, Arecales, Arecaceae. The record is from RefSeq and is a predicted model, not a curated record.